This is a messenger RNA of Lolium perenne, 4277 nucleotides long. Its product is annotated as D-amino-acid transaminase, chloroplastic. NCBI's taxonomy places the organism in Eukaryota, Viridiplantae, Streptophyta, Magnoliopsida, Poales, Poaceae. Gene Ontology annotation, biological process: carboxylic acid metabolic process. The record is from RefSeq and is a predicted model, not a curated record. Gene Ontology annotation, molecular function: catalytic activity.
GCUUCCUAUUUUUUUUUAGCUCUCUCCACCAAUCCCUAUCGAUAUCUCCCCUCUUCCACUGGAUAGCUCCACCCGCGGGUCCCUCCCUCCGGCCAAGCAGACCGGCUCCUCCUAUCCAGCCUCUUCUCCUGCAACGACUUCUCCCCUUGCUGAGCUCCUCCGUCACCUGCCGUCGUCGCUUGAGUCGGGUCCUCCAUUGGCAUCAUGGACGCCGUUAGCGCGCUACCGCCGUCGUCCACUCCAAUUUCCCCGCCGCGUUUCCUCACCGACGGCGGCCCCGACGACCAGCGAUUUGGGGGCGUCGCGUUGGGACUCCCAUGCCAUGCUAAUUCCUCACCUCCCACGCCCUCAUGCUAAUUUCCCACGCCUGCGCUUGGGAUUCCCUCGGUCGGCGCGCGAUAUGGCGCGGCUCACCGCGGAAACUCUGGCCCCGGGCAGUACAAGGCCGAAGCGGCGGGCACCACGAGCACUGAGGUGAACGACGGCAAUCCCGCCGGACGCUGACGAUCCCCGCGGCCUCCUGCCGUCCCGCGGCGUGUCGACGGCAGCAAGGUCCCCAUCGACGAAGGGGAGAUGUUGACGGAGGAGCUCGUGCGGGUCGCCUGGAGGAGGACGUACGUGAGCGCUUCUCCGCCAGGGCGGCCCUGUGCUUGCAUCAACCAGUACACCACGGUCGCAUGGGAGGUCGCUGCCGGUAACUGCCGUUUUACUGUCUUUCUCUGUGUGCUGGUUUGUUCCGAUGGAUUCAGAGUCCCGAUCAGCAGCGGCUCUCUGAUUGCUUACUGAUUUUUGUCCGUGCUGUCUAUUGAUAAAUAUAUUUAGGCAUGUUGCUGAUAUGCCAGGCCAAUCUGGGUGCCUCUGGUCUUCGGCAGACUUAAUUCGUAAUUCAAAGUAGAUCACCUGAUCCAAAGUGAGUUGUCCCUGGUGGGAUUUAAUCUUUUUUUUUUUCUAUAUGGCUAUCCUGAAAUAAUAUAAGCAUUUUUUCAAUUUUCAAGAAAUAGCAUCGGUGAUUCAUCCUGAUAGAAAUAGCACCAAUCAGAUAUUAAUCUAAUUUUUUUCGUAAACAUAGUGGAGAUGACAUUCUUUAAUGCAGGUGAAAGUUAGAGUAUUGAGGCUUGAAGAGCUGAAAGAAAUAUUAGCCUUUUCUGCUGGAAAGUAUGUUUCUAUUAUCUUUUUUCUGAUGAACAACAUUUUUUUUUUCGCGAAAACGCAAAAGAUUUGCGUUUCGAUGCAUUGAUAGAUAAACAAAGUUAGAUAUGUACAUGCCCCUCCGAGAAGGGACAAACACCCCGCAGUACAACUCGACCCAAGAGAGGAGACCCUAUUCUAGGGGAGUAGCUGGCGAACACCCCGGGCUCCCGCGUCCGCCCAGUGCCGCGCCUCUGUCCUAAUGUCGCUGAAUAGGGAGGGCACCGAGGGCUGUGCAUUGUCGAAGAUCACAGCGUUCCGAUGCUUCCAGAUCCACCACGCAGUAAGCAUGAUGAGCGACGAGGUACCCUUGCGCAGCUGGCGAGGGGUAGUCCGCACCACCAGCGACCACCACUCCGCGAAGUAGCCCUCAGUAGGAGGUCCCGAGGUGGAGCAAGGUUAAAGAGGAUUGUUGAAUUUGAGAAGGGUCUUAAGGUUGGUUGGUUAAUGGUUAUGCUACAUAUGCAGUUUAUGUAUCAACAGUAUCGUUGAUAACAUUCUUCAUUUUCAUAGGAACUUGCUAUUCGAGAUGAGCAAACUGCUCUUAAUCGUGUUAUCUCAGGGCAUUUUACUGUUAUGCUGUUAGGUUACCUACAACCCGAUUAGUGGCAGGUAGUUAGAAUUGAAUCUUAGAACUUCUGACAAUCUGAAAAAAAAAUUAUGACAAGACUAUCAGAUGAAUAAUCGAUGAUGCUACACAUUACCAAUGGUGAUAAGUGAUAACAUGUGGCCAGGAUCAACUGUCCGAUCUUAUCCAUAGGUAGCAUGCUACUUCGUCAAUUCUCAAAAAACAUUUUUUCUUUAUUUAUAUGGCUACGUGCUUUUAAUAUGACGUGGUAGAAAUUCGGACAUGUUUUUGCUGUCAUUUCCUGAGAAGAAAUAAACAUUGUUCGAGCAUGUAAUGGAUAGUAGUAACUUGAGAAAUAUCAAAGCGUGCAUGUACAAAACUGUAUGUUUUAUUAAUACUGAUUCCAUAUAUUUAGUUGUCACUUCUUAUUAUCUUGCAUAAAUUGUAAGUUAUGUUUUGCAGGUUCAAAUAAGUAUCUUUCCAAUAAUAUUGACCAUCCGUAUUUAGCAUUUCAAGAUGAAAGAUCAACUCAGUGUAUAUGAAUUAUUGUUCAUCGUCAUUUUUAAUUAGUAAAAGCUUAUUCGAAAAUGAUAACCUUAAGAGACAUUCAUAUUUUCUUGAUUGGCAUUUGUUAGAUGGAUAUCUUAGUGUAUGAUCUAUACCCCCAGUUUGUUUUCUAUACUGAUCCGAAAUCUGCUACCAAGCAUAAUAUUCGAACAUAUGUAGCUAGAAAAAAAAUUAUACAGUUUAAAAUAGUAACAUGAUGUUGUACAAUUGUGUUACGUACUCUCACUGCAAAAUCUUUGCAUGAGAUUGUGAGAUUUUUAUCUGUUGUUGUGAAACUUAAAUAUGUUAUUUUUUGUAUAAACUUUGGUCUUCAAAUUUAUAUUGGGAAAUACAGGUCAAGUUAAAAAGGAACAAACAAUGUGGCUCUUCGCAAGAAUAUUUGUGUUGUGGCAAGGAAAUAGUUUCCUUAAUUCUGCAACAAACAACAGGCGGAGCCGGGCCAAACUGAGAGUGUACUCAGGAGCACAACAUAUCCAUCUGAAGUAGAGAGCGCACCGGAUACACAGACUGAUCAUGUCGUCAGAUAGGAAAGAAUAUAUGUAGGCUAAGCUGCUGGUAUAAUAUGGGGACUAAUUGGUGCAGCGGAGUUGAUUUCGUACAAGUGACAUUGUCUUAUAUGUUCGCACCUGCCGGCACCAUUGUCAAUCCAAUUGAUGUCCCUCUCUUGUCUUUCUCUGAGGUUGCCAAAAGGCUUGAUGCAUUCCAAGCUUCCGGUGCGAGAAAUCAAACGUAUAUGGCCAUGUACUCUAGUAUUUUUGGUGGAAUUACCACAGAUCCCUCUGCAAUGGUGAUACCAAUUGAUGAUCACAUGGUUCAUAGAGGACAUGGUGUUUUUGAUACUGCUGCUAUUAUGGAUGGUCACCUCUAUGAGUUAGAACAGCACCUUGACCGCUUCCUCAAGUCUGCACAUAUGGCCAAAAUCCCAUUGCCUUUUGAUCGAUCAACAAUUCUAAGUGUACUUAUUCAAACUGUGUGUGCAUCAAAAUGUACUCAAGGUUCGCUUAGGUACUGGUUGUCUGUCGGGCCCGGAGAUUUCCAAUUGUCUUCAUCUGGCUGUACAAAAUCAGCCCUCUAUGCUAUUGUCAUUGAUAGUCCAUCCUUGCCAGUACCAUCAGGCUGCAAAGUGAUCACAUCAUCCAUACCGGUAAAGUCUCCACAGUUUGCAGUCAUGAAAAGUGUAAAUUACCUGCCAAAUGCGCUCACCAAGGUGGAAGGUGAGGAAAAUGGUGGAUUUACUGGCAUCUGGUUGGAUGAUGAGGGUUUCGUUGCUGAGGGUUCGAACAUGAAUGUUGGCUUUGUGACACGGAACAAGGAACUUCUCAUGCCCCGCUUCGACAAGAUCCUGAGCGGGUGCACGGCAAAACGGGUUCUAGCCCUCGCUGAGCAGCUAGUGGAGAAUGGAGGGCUCAGUGGGAUAUCUUCAAGGAAUGUGAGUGUCCAGGAAGGGAAGGCGGCCGAUGAAAUGAUGCUCAUUGGGAGUGGAAUUCUUGUCAAGCCUGUUGUUCAGUGGGAUGAUCAGAUGAUUGGCUCAGGCAAAGAAGGCCCAAUUGCUCAGACACUUUUCAACCUCAUUCUUGAGGACAUGAGAUCUGGUCCGCCUUCAGUUCGAAUCCGCGUCCCUUACUGAAACCUCCUGAACUUUACAGAUCCAUAUACGGUACAUGGAAUCAAAGACAUAAAUCAUUGGAGAUGUAUAAAUCUCGACUGUCAAAUAAAAGCUACAUUGAUAUACUGGCGGUGGUAUUCCUUUUGGUCUUUGCAGAAAUCAGAAGCAACUUUGGAGCCAUUCUUGUGUGUCAACCUUAUGCCUUCUUCGCUACAUUAAACCUGGACGUUGACUUGUUAGUUUGACGCACAGAUACCGCUCGUGGAAGUGUAGGAGACGAGGCUUUUGGCAAACAUCGUCUUUUUUAGAGGUCUGCUAAUAUAUGAAUAAAGCUACAUUUUGCUCUUA